Molecule: messenger RNA, 3918 nt
Organism: Lathyrus sativus (Indian pea)
Lineage: Eukaryota; Viridiplantae; Streptophyta; Magnoliopsida; Fabales; Fabaceae
Source: the annotation of a GenBank genome assembly
AUGGCUACUGAAACUCUUGAACUUGCUGCUGAUCCUACUCAUCAGGAAUUCGUGAAGCAGGAAAAGGACGAAGCUAUUGCAGAAAAGAUUAAUUCCUUAGCAAAUGAAGAUGGAGAUAAGCCCGAUGAUGCACAAGGUCAAGCUACUCCUCCAUCCACGACAGAAGAAGAUGAGGUGAAGGCUGAGCUUGCAGCAGCAGAGAUCAAAAAGGAGGACAAUUCUUCAUUGAAGGAAUUUGUGAAGCACGAAAAGGACGCAGAUAUUGCAGAAAAGAUCAAUUCCUUAGCCAAUGAAGGAGACCAGCCCAAUGAUGCACAACAUCAAGCUACUCCUUCGUCCACGACAGAAGGGGAUGAGGUGAAGGCUGAGCUUGCAUCAGAAGCAAUCGAAAAGGGUGACGAUUCUUCAGCAUUGAAGGAAUUUGUGAAGCUGGAAAAUGACGCAGCUAUUGCAGAAAAGAUCAAUUCCUUAGCCAAUGAUGAUGGAGAUCAGCCCGAUGAAGCACAAGGUCAAGUUACUCCUUCGUUCACGACAGAAGGAGAAGAAGUGAAGGCUGAGCUUGCAACGGAAGAGAUCAAAAAGGGUGACGAUUCUUCAGCAUUGAAGGAAUUUGUGAAGCCGGAAAAGGACGAAGCCAUUGCAGAAAAGAUCAAUUCCUUAGCCAAUGAAGAUGAAGACAAGCCUGCCGAUGCACAAGGUCAAGCUACUCCUUCGUCCACGACAGAAGAUGACGUGAAGGCUGAGCUUGCAUCGGCGGAGAUAGUAAAGGAUGAUGAUUCUUCAAAGCAAUUUGUGAAGCUGGAAAACAAUGAAGCUAUUGAAGAAAAGAUCAAUUCCUUAGCCAAUGAAGAUGGAGACAAGCCUGACGAUGCACAAGGUCAAGCAACUCCUACAUCCGAGGCAGGAGAUGAGAUGAAGGCUGAGCUUACAGCUGCGGAGAUCAAAAAGGGCGACGAUCCUUCAGCAUUGAAGGAAUUCGUAAAGCUGGAAAAGGAUGAAGCUAUUUCAGAAAAAAUUAAUUCCUUAGCCAAUGAUGAUGGUGACAAGCACGAAGAUGCACAAGGUCAAGCUACACCUUCCACAACAGAAGGGGAUGAGGUGAUGGCUGAGCUUGCAUCAGAACCGAUCGAAAAGGGUGACGAUUCUUCAGCAUUGCAGGACUUUGUGAAGCUGGAAAAGGAAGAAGAUAUUGCAGAAAAGAUUGAUUCCUUAGCCAAUGAAAAUGGAGACAAGGCUGACGACACACAAGGUCAAGCUACUCCUUCCACGACAGAAGGAGAUGAGGUGAAGGCUGAGCUUGCAUCAGAAGCGAUUGAAAAGGGUGACGAUUCUUCAGCAUUGAAGGAAUUUGUGAAAUUGGAAAAGGACGAAGCUAUUGCAGAAAAGAUCAACUCCUUAGCCAAUGAAGAUGGAAACAAGUCUGACGAUGCCCAAGGUCAAGCUACUCCUUUGUCCACGACAGAAGGAGAUGAGGUGAAGGCUGAACUAGCAGCAUCAGAGAUUGAAAAGGGUGAUGAUUCUUCAGAAUUGACGGUUUCUGUUGAAGAUAGUCUGAAACCAGACAUAGUUGAUGAUGCACAAAAUUCAGCUGCAGAGAAACGAGAUGAAGAGAAAGCUGAGCUUGCUGCAGCUGAGUUCGAAAAGUCUGACGACUCUUCAGCAUUGAAGGCUUCUAUUGGAGAUAGUCCAAAACCUGACAUAGUUGAUGACGCACCAAAUUCUGCUGUAGAGAAAGUCGAUGAAGAGAACACUGAGCUUCCAGUUGCUGUAGAAAAAACUGACAAUUCUGUGCCAUUAGAACCUGUUGCAGUUGUAGGCAAUGUGGAAGAGGUGAAAGAUUUAAUUCCUGAAUCACAGCCCAUCAGUGUUGCAGAACCAGUGCUUGAUGCAGCACUAAGCCAGCAAGACGAGCCAUUAUCGACCAAACCUGAUGUGAAGGAAACACAACAAACGAUUGAAAAGGAACCUGUAGAAACUGACGAAGAGAAUCAAUCCAAAACAGAAAACGUUCCAGAAGCUGAAAUCAUUGAAAAAUCAGUUGACACCACUGAAAGUUCAAGUGACACGACAGAGACUAUUCAGUCGGAAGUAAAUGAGGUGAAACAGGCUGAAAUUUCAGAAACACAUUUCGAAAAGGAGUCCGAGCCUGUAGCCACAGAAGAGAGGGAAGUAACCAAAGAACCAGAACAAGAAUCGCAAGAAAAAUCAGAAGAGGCAGAGCAACCAAGCACAAUUGCAAUUGUUGAACCCUCAGCUGAAGCUAAUGAGGAAAAGACAUCAACAUAUAUAGCGGAAGAGACCAACAACACCAACGAUGAAAUAGAGCCUACAGAAAAAGCAAAAGCAGAAUCUGUGGUUACUGAAGUUGAGCUAACAGAAACAAAAAGAGAACUUGUGGUUGCUGAAAUUGAGCCCAUGGGAACAGUAAAAGACGAGCCUGCAGUUACUGAAGUUGAGGAAAAUAAAAAAGAACCAGAACAGCAAUUAACAGAAACAAGGGAAGAUGAGCAACCAAACACAUCUUCAAUUCCUGAACAGUCUGCAGAAACUAAUGAUGUCGUUUCUGUUGAAGAAAAAACAAGAGAAUUGGAGUUUGAGGCACUGUUACUGAAAGAUACAAACAACGACAAUGCAGGGCCUACUGAAACAGAGAAAGCAGAGCCUGUGGUUACUCAAGUUGAGCCCACGGAAACAGUAAAGGAAGAGCCUGCGGUUACUGAAAUUGAGGAAAAUCAGAAAGAACCAGAACAACAAUCAACAGAACCAAGGGAGGAGGAGCAACCAAACACAUCUUCAAUUCCUGAACAGACUACAGAAACUAAUGAUGUCAUUGCUAUAGAAGAAAAAACAAGAGAAUUAGAAUUUGAGGCCGCGAUACUGAAAGACAAUGCAGGGCCUACGGAAACAGAGAAAGCAGAGCCUGUGGUUACUGAAGUGGAUGAAAACCGAGGUACACAAGAAAUUCAAUCAUCCAAGCAAGAGGAAGAAGAGAAACCAAAGGAAGCAUCUGAUACAGCGGAGGUUCACCAACCCAAAGACUCGGAUAUUGAGGCGGUGAAAGAGACUGGCAACUCAGUAUCAGAAGCAAUUCAUGUACAAGAAGAGAACAUAGAUCCCCUGUCUAAUGGAGUGGAGGAAAAGCCAAGAGAAGAAUUACAAAUAAAUAACGAAGUUGUGGAAACUAUUAAGGAGGUGGAGCCUGAGAAAGCAACCGAAAAAAGUGAAGAAUCUAUAGAUGACACAAUCAAAAACUCCACUCUCAAAGAAGAGGAAAGUGUAACUAACACCAAAGUGAAUACUCAACAAGUUUCACUAAAUGACUCUGCAAAUCUGGUGGAACCUUCUCCUGAAGUUGAAGAAAAGGUUGUUGUAGAAGAUGUCAAGAAAGAAGUAGUCGGUGAUACGGAGAACCCUACCAGUGUCGAGGAAAAGGUUGAUGUUGCUGCAGAAAAUGUAAAGAAGGAACCAGAAGCACCUGAUGCUGUCCAAGUAUCCUCAAGAGAGGCGGAGGUUGAGAUCAAGAAGGCUGAGGAACAGAAUGAAGCAAAGACAGUUGACACGAAGGUGGAUGAAAUCUCUAAAGCUGUUAGUGAACCUGUUAGAGAAACACUGGCAUCUAAAUUCGAAGAAAAAGACGAGGAGGAGAAAACUAUUCAAACAGAAGAGGAUAGUUCGAAGAAAAAACAAAUCGAAGAGCCAGUGAAAACUGAGGUUGAAGCCAGUAAGGAAAAUGAUACAACAACAGUAUCCAAGGACCUUCCAAAAGAAACUCCAACCAAGCCAGCUCAGAAGCAAUCAAGUAACAUUAUAUCAAAGGUAAAACAGUCAUUAGUGAAGGCAAAAAAGGCCAUCACUGGUAAAUCUCCAUCCUCCAAAAACCUGAACUCAGAUCAAAAGGGGGACAUUAAAGUCAAAUAA